GAAGUGCACCUAUUUCAAGUGGGGGGUCGCCCAGAUAUAAAAACCGCCUGUCAUACUCAACUGCAUCAGAUCGGACUUCGGAGUUUACGAGAAUGAAGCCUUUGGUUGUGGUACUUUUGGGAUUCGUUGCGUACGCCGCGGCCGGCUCAUGGGGUCAUCACGGACCUGUCGACACACCGGAAGUAGCAGCGGCUAAAGCCGCCCACUUCGCCGCAGUCGCUAAGGCUUCAGGACACGGUGGAGCUUGGAAUGGUGCUGGCGCUUGGAACGGAGGAUACGCCGGCUACAACGGCGGUUACCACGGAGGAUACAACGGCGCCUACAACGGUGGCCACGAUGACGGACAAUGGCAUGAUGACACUCACCUCUACGACUACGCCCACGGACACGGCUGGAACAGCGGAGACGAUGGCCAAUGGCGCGAUGACACCCACCAGUGGAAUAACGGAGGCUGGAACCAAUGGAACGGAAACCGUGGAGAAGACGGAGAUGAUGGACAAUGGCACGAUGACACCCACCUCUACGCUGACCAUGGACAAUACAACGGAGGAGCUUGGGCCGGUCACGGAGGCGCUUGGGCCGGUCACGGAGGCGCUUGGGCCGGCCACGGAGGCGCUUGGGCCGGUUACGGCGCUGGCUACGGAAACGGUUAUGGAGGUGCCUGGGCCGGGCACGGUGGACACCUUGUCAACGGAGAGACACCCGAAGUAGCUGCCGCCAGGGCUGCCCAUCUCGCCGCCCACGCCGCCGCUGCUCAUCGUCACAGGAGAUCUCUCGUCGCCGUCAACCCUCACUCCCUCCCGGUCCCCGCUGACACUCUCCACGUCGCCCUCGCCAAGCAGGCCCAGCUCGUCCAACAGCACACCGAAGGAACCAGGAACGUCCUCGGAGGCGGUGUCCCACUCCACCUCCCCGCUGACACCCCCGAAGUCGCCCUCGGCAAACAGGCUCACGCCGUCGCUCACGCCAGGCAAAACGCUUUGACCCACUCUCACGCUUACGCUAACGGACUCCACGGAGUUGCCGCCGUCGCUCCCGUCGCCGCCGUCUCUCACGUUGCUGCUGUAGCUCCCGUUGUAAGCGUUGCUUCCGUAGCCCCCGUCGCUGCAGUCCACUCUGUACCUGCCGUUGUUUCCACCCACACCUCCGUCUUGCACUCUGCACCUUUGGUCGCUUACGGACACCACGGCCACUGGUAAACUAACCACCGAUCUACUAUUAAAUGCAAAAAUGAAAG
Messenger RNA from Cimex lectularius (bed bug), 1237 nucleotides. Its product is annotated as 5'-3' exoribonuclease 2-like. Lineage: Eukaryota; Metazoa; Arthropoda; Insecta; Hemiptera; Cimicidae. The record is from RefSeq and is a predicted model, not a curated record. The transcript is spliced from 5 exons. The coding region runs from base 93 to 1199 and encodes 368 amino acids.